Messenger RNA from Papaver somniferum (opium poppy), 360 nucleotides. RefSeq lists its product as uncharacterized. The record is from RefSeq and is a predicted model, not a curated record. Bases 1 to 360 code for a protein of 119 amino acids. Lineage: Eukaryota; Viridiplantae; Streptophyta; Magnoliopsida; Ranunculales; Papaveraceae. The transcript has a single exon.
AUGGGGAAUUGUUGUAAACGUGAAUCAUCUAUGUCAUGGGGUGGUGAUGAUUGGGAUUGUUUUGAAUCAGAAAGUUCGAAAGAAACACAACGGUGCAGUGGAAAAACGAACCAGAAGGCAGAUACUAAGAAAGAAGACAAGAAUUUGUUUACGUGUGAGACCAGUAAGUGUCAUAAGAAUGUUAUGAGUCCAUCUACAGAAGUUAAGAUUAGGAUUACAAAGAAAGAAUUGGAAGAAUUGCUUGGGAAAAUUGAUGUACAAGGCUUAUCCAUGGAGCAAAUUCUUACUCAAUUGAUCAAAACUCAUGAAGAUCAUCAGUCUUGGAGACCUGCUUUAUCGAGUAUCCCGGAAGUGAAUUAA